Molecule: messenger RNA, 2845 nt
Organism: Nerophis lumbriciformis (worm pipefish)
Lineage: Eukaryota; Metazoa; Chordata; Actinopteri; Syngnathiformes; Syngnathidae
Gene: sanbr
Product: SANT and BTB domain regulator of CSR
Source: RefSeq, a predicted model, not a curated record
GUUGUCCGCCGGCAGGAGAACGUCGCAUCAUCAGCAUCACCUAUUCUCAAUGACAAAACAUUACCCAAACCAUUUCGUUUUCCUCGCAAGGUUACGAACAGCAACCUCCUUGACAGAAGAUAAAGAUGAAUCGCUGCUCUUUGGACAACAACAAUUUUCCUUAUGACAACAAUGUCCUGGUUCUGGACAUGGUGCUGGGCUCCCUUUGGGGACUGACCCAGCCCAUAGACUGGGACAGUGUGGCCAAGCUAGUUCCGGGCUUCACUCCCAAGGAGUGUGCUGUUCGCUUUGAGGAACUGAAAAGCUCUGGAGGUCUUCCUCAUCUAGACAACCAGUGUAACUCCGUGACAGCAGAUGAGCCUAACAAUGGACUACCUACCAUGUUGGACACCGGCCGCAAACCGUCACCCUCAGAAAGUGUUUGUGCUUUGGAGAAGAAAGACAAAAGAGAUCUUAACAUGGUCAUUCACGUGUGUGACGAGGCCAAGAACCUGAAGCAGGACUUCACGUGUCCCAGAGACCUUCUCGUCAAAGAGAUGCGCUACUUCGCUGAGUAUUUGUCUGUGGACUCGCAGAGAUGGGAGGAAGUGGACAUCUCAGUUCAUUGCGAUGUUCAAAUCUUCGACUGGCUCAUGAACUAUGUCAGGAGGAACUCAUCUAAGGACAAACCUCGGCUCGAGCCCAGCAAUGUGAUCUCAAUCCUGAUCUCCUCCGAGUUCUUGAAGAUGGACAUGUUAGUGGAAGAGUGUAUCCAGUACUGUCACAAACACAUGAGUGCCAUCGUGGCCACACCUUGCAACAUGAACUGCAUCAACAGUAACCUGGCCUCACGGAUUGCCAAGCUCUUCAACCACAAUGAGGCAGACGACAUCAGGGACAAAAAAGACAAGUUCAAGAGCAAACUGUUUCAGAAGAAGAUUGAAAGUCUCUUUGACCCGAACUACCAGAACCGAGAUUCACCAGGAGACGCCUCAACUCUUUACAGGUGUGGUCUGUGUUUGAAAAUGCUGACUGAAGAUACGCAGAGGAAGAUUUCUUGUUUGUCAGGAAAAAUCAACAUUGACUAUCACGGAGAGAUUGUCUACACCCACUCAAGGCAGAAGAACUGGGAUGCCAAUGAAUACAUCAGCAGUCUCUAUGAGGAGCUCAAAUCCUGGGUCCUGGUCUACUGGAGAAUCUGGGGAACCAUCAACUGUCUUACUUGUUCCCGUUGCCAACAGGAGUUUGUGUGUGCAGAGCUGACCCACUGCCAGUACCACCCAGAAAGUGUGAUGUACCCAAGCACGGGUUCUGACAAAAGCUGGAAUGGAGCAGGAAUCUAUCCGUGUUGCAACCAGACGGUACUCCGCUUUGACCCCACUGGUAUGGUAAAGGGUUGUAAGAUGCGAGAUCAUAUCGUGAACGUACCAAAUGAAGAGAAUUGCGACAAGGUCACCUCCGCCCACACCCGAGUCCUCAAUGAUCUGCUGCUGCACCGCGACGCAGUGUGUGCGCCUAACUCACUGCCUGCUGAUGGAUCUGAAGAGUGCCCAAGCAGUGCAGAGAAGGACUGUGACGUCUUCUUGGAGCCAACACUCCUCGGACCCCUGAGAGCAGAAGGCAACACUUUUUCUCUUUUGAAAAACUGGAGUCUUCAACUGAGGCAGCAGUCUCAACUGUCAGAAGACGAGGAGUAUACUACAGGGUCAGAGGUCACUGAGGAUGAGGUGGGGGAUGAAGAGGAGUUGUCCAAAAAACAAGCUGCCAAGAAAGCCAAAAAGAACAACAGAGCUUUAAAAAAACAAAUGUCCUCUCCUAACCUACACAGAAAAGUCAAACCAGACAAACAGCUGUGCAAGGACAACACUCCUUUCACAGUGAGUGUUCAGAAAAGUAAGUGGGACAGUUCUCGCUCCCUGCGGUACAACCAGGAUGCUCAGAGGGAGGAAGACCAGCGUCGUAUGGCCGAGAUUGUCAGCUACCUCACCAACAUGCGCUUUGGUGGCCAGGAGCUGAACAAGGCCAAGGACACUAAAGAGCCAGCAGGCGGAAUCUACUCCCGACUGGAAGUGCAGUUCAAGAGCACCUCUCAGAGCAGACAAAGUUUGGAGAAGACACCAAGACCUAAAAUACGCUACGCUCAGAUCCGGACCACGUAGAGCAGCAGGUCUAUGGACAUUGAUGAAGAAGAUUGACCUGAGCUUUGUCCAGUGAUCUAAAAAGGUUCUCCACUACCCCCCACCCCCACCCUGCUCCAGCCAGUCAUCCCCUCUGCUACACUAAGGUGGUCGUGUCGUGUUUGUGCAGCUGUGCUCUGUCCUUGAAAAACAAGGAGCUCCCCGGACUUCACUAAACUGUGAGAUCGUUCUCUUUGACUGCAGGAGCGGCUUCUCAAGUGAAUCUGGACCAUUUAUUUUUGUACCACAUAAAGUGGGAGGCAGGCAGGAAGGACAACGUGACUUUUAGUAGUUGUGGAGCGUUUAGACGUGCAUAUGAACACAUCAGUCCAUUCACUGACCAUUAACAUCUACACUUGUUGGAGUGUUGAUUAUUGAAGAAUGGUGUCUGAGGUCAAACUACUUUCUGUGCUACAAGGAGCUGAGCUGCAACUUUAGUUGAAUCUGAGGAAGAAAACAACACAUUUUGAAUAAUUUAUUUAAUUAAUCUUUUUUCUUUUUUUUUUAAAUGCAAAUCCUCCCAUGUCAAACAAGGAAAUUCAGUCAAAUGUCCACAAUGUUGGCAAGUGUAGUCAUGAAUACAUCACUAUUAUCUUUUUGUUCGCUAGAGGGCAGUGAUAUGCCAUUUCUCGGUCAACACAUCCAGUUUUGACUUCCAAUUUAUAACUGCUUUCUUCACUUGGCAUCUA